Messenger RNA from Phodopus roborovskii (desert hamster), 1677 nucleotides. It is a transcript of the gene Slc22a13, whose product is annotated as solute carrier family 22 member 13. The transcript is spliced from 10 exons. Bases 13 to 1677 code for a protein of 554 amino acids. Gene Ontology annotation, biological process: transmembrane transport. Gene Ontology annotation, cellular component: membrane. Gene Ontology annotation, molecular function: transmembrane transporter activity. The record is from RefSeq and is a predicted model, not a curated record. Lineage: Eukaryota; Metazoa; Chordata; Mammalia; Rodentia; Cricetidae.
UGAGCAGCAGGCAUGGAUCCCUUUGCACAGGUCCUGGCUGAAGUGGGCGACUUUGGUCGCUUCCAGGCCCAGUUGACCAUCCUGAUGGGCAUCCCCAACUUCCUGUCUGCCUUCUUCGUGUUCAGUCAGGUCUUCAUGGCCCUUGAGGAGGCCCACCACUGCUCAGUGUCCUGGGUCAAGAAUCUCACUCUGAACCUAAGUGUUGCCGAGCAGCUGGCAGUGAGCAUACCCAACGACACAGCAGGCAGACCCGAGUCCUGUGUCAUGUUCCGGCCACCUCCUGACAAUGCCAGCCUGGAAGACAUCCUCGGCCACCGCUUCAAUGAGACACAGGCCUGCGACUCAGGCUGGGACUACCCUGAGAACAGGCCUCUGUCCCUGAAGAACGAGUUUGACCUGGUGUGUGAUCGGAAGACCCUGAAGAGGACCUCACAGUCGGUGUUAAUGUCUGGACUCCUCGUCGGGGCCCUCGUCUUUGGGCCCAUCUGUGACUGGAUUGGCCGCAGGACCACCCUCCUGGUGCAGCUGCUUCUGUCGGGCACCGCAGGUGUGGCCACCGCCUUUGUGCCCAGCUUUGAAGUCUACAUGGUUCUGUGCUUUGUGUCAGCCACUGCUGUUGCUGGAUAUAUGAUGAGUACCAUGAUCCUCAUUUCAGAAUGGGUGGGGCCGUCCUGGAGAACCCGAGCCAUGGUCCUGGCCCAGAGCAACUUUGCCCUUGGGCUGAUGGUGCUAGCUGGCCUGGCCUAUGGUGUCCGUAACUGGAGACUCCUUCAGAUCAUAGGAACCACACCAGUCUUCCUGCUCGCCUUCUACUUCUGGGUCCUGCCAGAAUCUGCACGGUGGCUCCUCUCCCAAGGAAGGAUAGAGGAGGCCAAACAGCUGGUCCAGAAGGCGGCCUCGGUGAACAGGCGGCCCCUGUCUCCAGAGCUCCUGAGCCAGCUGGCCCUCGAGAAGACAGGCCCCGCAGGGAACAUCCUGGAUCUUUUCAGACACCCUCAUCUCAGGAAGGUGACUCUGAUUCUCGUUGCUGUCUGGUUUGCGGACAGUCUGGUGUACUAUGGCUUUAGCCUCCAAGUGGGGGACUUUGGCCUGGACAUCUACCUGACACAGGUCAUCUUUGGAGCAGUUGAGGUGCCCGCCCGCUUUUCCAGCAUCUUCAUCAUGGAGAAGCUGGGUCGCAGGUGGAGCCAGUUGGGUUCUCUGACUCUGGCUGGUGCCGUGUGCAUCAUCAUCAUCUUCAUCCCAGCAGGUCUCCCCACGGUGGUCACGGUGCUGGCCGUGGUGGGGAAGUUUGCCUCGUCCUCUGCCUUCACCACGUCUUACGUGUACACUGCCGAGCUCUUCCCCACCAUCAUCAGGCAAACAGGCAUGGGGUUUGUGAGCAUCUUCUGCAGAUUUGGUGGCAUCAUCACGCCGCUUGUGAUGCUGUUGGAGCAGUACCACAAGGCGCUGCCCAUGAUCAUCUUUGGCAGCCUCCCCAUCGGGGCAGGCCUGCUGUGUGCUCUGCUGCCUGAGACACGGGGCCAGACCCUGAAGGACACCUUGGACACCAUCCAGGACUUGGAGCAGGGGUGUCCCCCACGGUCCCACAUCACAGCGCCCCAGAGAAAAGCAAUGGAAGCCACAGGAAGGAUGUCCAAUAUGCAGAUGGCUAUUGUGAAGAGUUCGUACUUCUGA